Molecule: messenger RNA, 624 nt
Organism: Papaver somniferum (opium poppy)
Lineage: Eukaryota; Viridiplantae; Streptophyta; Magnoliopsida; Ranunculales; Papaveraceae
Exons: 3
Coding region: 55-624 (189 amino acids)
Source: RefSeq, a predicted model, not a curated record
CGUUUUUGAGAAGCUAGGUCAGUUUCAUGAAAACUCAGUGGUGAUUUUGUAUUAAUGGAAGAGGAUGAAAUGCUAGUGGAUUAUAUAACAUUUGAUGAUUUAAGUAAUGGGAAAGAGGAUUGUGCGGUUCCUUCGAAUGAACAAGAUGAAGAUAUGGGACUGCUGUAUCCUGAGGAUUACUCUUGUUACUUUAUUCCCGAUGAAGAUGAGAAAUUUCACUCUAAAGAAGAUGUUAAAGCGGUAUCGUAUUGUAACAAACAGUGGUUGGAUAAACACAAAGAAAAGUUUGUGGCUGCUUGGACUUGUCAAGUGAAACACUGCAACAAUCAAGCUACUAGGACAGUGGAGAGUUCUCAUAAAAGACUGAAGGGUGAACUCCUAACCACAAAAGGAAACCUUGUUACCGUUUGGAAAGCGAUACAUUCAAUGUUCGAGGGCGAUAGAACAAGAAUCGAAAGGGAUUUCCAGGAGAGUUUAAUUCGUAGCAGGACUCAUUAUCCUAAUUACCCAUUCUUAAAGAAAAUUGUCUACAACGUCUCAUGGUAUGUUAUUAACCAAAUGUUAGAGGAUAUGAAAUUUGGACUAACAUUGGCUGGGAGGAUGGUAGUUGUAUAUGCAAGGUGA